Molecule: messenger RNA, 1829 nt
Organism: Perca fluviatilis (European perch)
Lineage: Eukaryota; Metazoa; Chordata; Actinopteri; Perciformes; Percidae
Product: ADP-ribosylation factor-like protein 8A
Exons: 7
Coding region: 280-843 (187 amino acids)
Biological process (GO): protein transport; anterograde axonal transport
Cellular component (GO): lysosomal membrane
Molecular function (GO): GTPase activity; GTP binding
Source: RefSeq, a predicted model, not a curated record
GUGCGAUGUGUAAUAUCUGACUUGACGGCGCUGGAAGGAAAAGGCGUAGCUAGUAAACACACAGCGGACAUUUAAACACCGUCUUAUUACAUCUUUUCUCCGGUUCUUACAGAGUCGGCCGGUGUCGUAUGUUUCGCUGUAACCGUGCGUGGUUGUCACAGUGACUGUCAGCGUCCCAAAAAAUAAAAAAUAGACUGAAGAAGAAGAGAGAAGCUAGCUAGCAUAGCCACCUAGCCGCCGCCCCGCAGCUAGCUUUAGCAUUAGCAUCAGACGACAAAGAUGAUAGCGCUAAUUAACAAACUGCUGGACUGGUUCAAGGCGCUCUUCUGGAAAGAAGAGAUGGAGCUGACCCUGGUGGGGCUGCAGUACUCGGGGAAAACCACCUUCGUCAACGUGAUAGCGUCUGGCCAGUUCAGUGAAGACAUGAUUCCUACGGUCGGAUUCAACAUGAGGAAGAUCACUAAGGGAAACGUCACCAUCAAGUUGUGGGACAUCGGCGGCCAGCCUCGGUUCAGGAGCAUGUGGGAGCGUUACUGUCGAGGAGUCAGCGCUAUCGUCUACAUGGUGGACGCAGCGGACCCAGAGAAGAUCGAAGCCUCCAAGAACGAACUCCACAACCUGCUGGACAAACCGCAGCUGCAGGGGAUUCCUGUUUUGGUUCUGGGCAACAAGAGGGACCUACAAGGAGCUCUGGAUGAGAAGGAGCUCAUAGAGAGGAUGAACCUGUCGGCCAUCCAGGACAGAGAGAUCUGCUGUUACUCCAUCUCCUGCAAGGAGAAAGACAACAUCGACAUCACUCUCCAGUGGUUGAUCCAGCACUCCCGGACUAAGAGGAGUUCCUGAGAACAGGCCACGCCCCCAACAGAACAGGCCACGCCCACCUGUCCUCUCUCUCUCUUCUCACACAGACACACACACACACACACACACACACAGUUGUUCUUUGAUCAAACCCCCUCCUCCUUCCUUCCAUCUACCCCAUGCUUGUAUUAAAGCCCCUGUUACUCCCACCCUGACACGUCAGGAUGCACUGAUAUCAAAACCGGGAUGCCCAGAUGCAGGUAGAACAUGUCAGAAACCCCAAAAACCAAAGCCUCCUGAUCGGUUUCCUCGCGUAGACAAACAUCACUUCUUGUCACGGUUUUAAAAUGAUGACUUACCGGGAAUCAGGGACGCAACUACUACGACUUAUUUUCUGCAUUAAUCGACUGAAUAGAAAGAUGUCGUAAAAGCCCAAGAUGACCCCUUUAAAUGUCUCGUUUUGUCCACAAGUCAAAGCUGUUCAGUUCCCUGUCCCAGAGGAGAGAAGACACUAGAACAUAUUCACAUUUAACAAGCUGACAUCACACAAGUUUUACUGUUAUUUCAUAAAAAAUCACUUCAAACCGAUUAUCAAAUUAAAUUGACAACAAAUUAAUUAAUCUUUGCAGCUUUUCCUGGAAUAUAUCACAUACUACACACACAGAGAGACACACACACACACAGACACACACACACACACAGGCACACAGGCACACACACACAGACAGAGAGACACACCCACAUAUCUGGGAUUCCUCCCCAUAUAUAGAAUGUGAUUUUAAACCCACAGAACUGCUGAUUAAUCAGACCUGUGUCUUCAUUCUGAUGUUUUUGUGAUAUCUAUUAGUUCAUGUGGCAGAGCAGCAUCCUCUCUUCCGAGUCUCUGAGGUGUCGGGAGUGUUGCCGCUGUAGUUUGACACUUAAUUCAAAGCAUUAAUGAGAUUUUAGAGAAGUGUUUGUGCUUCUGCUCAUCCAGCAGUAUUUAGGACACGAGUGGACGCCAGCUAGCAGGUCUUAUUCCUGGGAAA